UCUAUUGAGUUGCUGGAGUGGACAUGGUCUUACUCCACCGCCAAAGCUAUACUUCUUCUCUUUCUUUUGCUUUUUUCUCUUUUUCACUUUUUCGUUUUUUUUUUUUCAACUAAAAAUUAGUUAAGGGGUAAUAUCUCCGGUCAUGGAUCUCAAGCGGAGACAGUGGUUCUUGUCGGUUAUUUUGCUUUCGGCGGCGUUGCUAAUUGGACCGCAGUUUUCGUCGGCGGCGGCGACGACUCCGGUAUUUGAAGUUCGAAGCAAGUUCGCCGGAAAAAGAGAAAAAGAUCUUGGAGCUCUCAAAGCUCACGACGUCCACCGUCACUCAAGGCUUCUCUCCGCCAUCGAUCUACCUCUCGGCGGCGAUAGCCAGCCUGAGUCUAUUGGUUUAUACUUUGCUAAAAUCGGAUUAGGAACUCCAUCAAGAGACUUUCAUGUCCAAGUUGAUACAGGAAGUGAUAUCUUAUGGGUGAAUUGUGCUGGUUGCAUCCGAUGUCCUAGGAAAAGUGAUCUGGUAGAGCUGACACCUUAUGAUGCGGAUGCUUCGUCCACUGCCAAAUCUGUUUCCUGCGAUGACAGCUUCUGCUCUUACGUUAACCAAAGAUCUGAGUGUCACGCAGGCUCUACUUGUCAAUAUGUUAUCAUGUACGGAGAUGGGAGCUCUACUAAUGGAUACUUGGUCAGGGAUGUUGUGCAUUUGGAUUUAGUUACUGGAAAUCGUCAAACCGGUUCCACCAACGGAACUAUUAUCUUCGGAUGUGGGUCUAAACAGUCUGGUCAACUUGGUGAAUCCCAAGCUGCAGUUGAUGGGAUAAUGGGGUUUGGACAAUCAAAUUCAUCGUUUAUAUCGCAGCUAGCUUCGCAAAGAAAGGUCAAAAGGUCUUUUGCACAUUGUUUGGAUAAUAACAGUGGAGGCGGUAUCUUCGCCAUUGGAGAAGUUGUGUCACCUAAAGUAAAGACUACUCCUAUGCUCUCUAAAUCAGCUCACUAUAGUGUCAACCUCAAUGCAAUUGAAGUUGGUAAUUUAGUUUUACAACUUUCUUCGGAUGCGUUUAAUUCGGGAGAUGACAAAGGAGUUAUUGUUGAUAGUGGUACAACUCUGGUGUAUCUUCCUGAAGCUGUUUAUAAGCCGUUAAUGAAUGAGAUAUUGGCUUCACAUCCGGAGCUUAGUUUGCAUACAGUUCAAGAUUCGUUUACUUGUUUCCAUUAUAUAGACAAAUUAGAUCGGUUCCCAACUGUCACUUUCCAGUUCGACAAGUCUCUUUCAUUGGCUGUUUAUCCUCGGGAGUAUCUAUUCCAAGUUAGAGAAGACACAUGGUGUUUUGGUUGGCAAAACGGUGGAUUGCAGACUAAAGGAGGAGAAGAAUUAACAAUUCUUGGAGACAUGGCCCUCUCUAACAAGUUAGUUGUCUACGAUAUCGAAAACCAAGUCAUUGGAUGGACCAAUCACAACUGCUCAGGAGAAAUACAAGUAAAGGAUGAAGAAAGUGGAGCAAUCUACACAGUUGGUGCACACAACCUCUCAUGGUCGUCUUCUUUAGCUAUUACAAGACUUCUUACACUUGUUUCUCUCUUAAUUCCUUUCUUAUGUAACAUGGCUUUAUAGUUUCAGAUAAAACCCUCUUUGGAACAAAGUUUGUUCCUUCUGUCGUUAAUCAUUUAAGGAUCUGAAACCCCAUUUGUUUUUUUUAAAAUGGCAUUUUCAUUUAUUCUGAGA
Messenger RNA from Camelina sativa (false flax), 1714 nucleotides. RefSeq names its product aspartic proteinase 36. Lineage: Eukaryota; Viridiplantae; Streptophyta; Magnoliopsida; Brassicales; Brassicaceae. Gene Ontology annotation, molecular function: aspartic-type endopeptidase activity. Gene Ontology annotation, biological process: proteolysis. The record is from RefSeq and is a predicted model, not a curated record.